This is a messenger RNA of Penicillium brevicompactum, 873 nucleotides long. RefSeq names its product protoglobin family protein. Gene Ontology annotation, molecular function: heme binding; oxygen binding. The transcript is spliced from 3 exons. The record is from RefSeq and is a predicted model, not a curated record. Bases 1 to 873 code for a protein of 290 amino acids. Lineage: Eukaryota; Fungi; Ascomycota; Eurotiomycetes; Eurotiales; Aspergillaceae.
AUGGAAUACGGCAUGGCGCCCGAACCCAAACAUGUCGACCGCAAGUUGCUCUAUACCAAUCUGGAAGAGCGAAUCAAGUACUUGCACCACAUGCUCGACUUCAACUCCAGCGAUGUCGAGGCACUGAUGAACGGUCACAAGUACAUCAAGCAACUGAUUCCCGCGGUGGUCAACCUGGUAUACAAAAAGCUUCUCGAGUGCGACAUCACAUCACGCGCCUUCCACACACGCACGACCGCCGACGAGACCGAGCCGGAAGAGGACUACCUCCACGAAGAAACACCCCAGAUCAAGCGCCGCAAGAUGUUCUUGCGUUGGUACCUCACCCGACUGUGCCAAGAUCCCACCACAAUGGACUUCUGGCGCUAUCUGAACAAGGUUGGCAUGAUGCACAGCGGGCAAGUGCGCAGAUCCCCUCUGAACAUCGAGUAUAUCCAUCUCGGCGCCUGCAUGGGUUACAUCCAAGACAUUUGGAUCGAGGCGAUGAUGUCGCACCCCCAUCUAUCGCUGCGCCGAAAGAUCGCACUCGUGCGAGCCGUCAAUAAAAUUCUCUGGAUCCAGAAUGAUUUGUUUGCGCGGUACCACUCCAAUGAUGGUGAAGAGUUCUUCGACGAGAUGUCGACGAUGAGCUUCGAUGAUCAGGAGGGAUACAUCGGUGAUAAGAAAAUUCUUGGCAGUACCUCCGGGAGCUCGAAUGACGAUGACCGGUCCAGCAUUUCGAGUGGUCCGGCGCCUUCGACACACAGUGCGGUGCCCUCGACACAGAGUGGAGCGCCGUCGAUACCGUCGCGGGCCGAGUCCAAGACCUCCCUUUGUCCCUUUGCGGAGAUGGGGAAGCAAAACGCGACAGAGACGAAGAUUUGGGCGAAUUGA